Molecule: messenger RNA, 4583 nt
Organism: Haliotis rufescens (red abalone)
Lineage: Eukaryota; Metazoa; Mollusca; Gastropoda; Lepetellida; Haliotidae
Product: hemicentin-2-like
Exons: 16
Coding region: 77-2311 (744 amino acids)
Biological process (GO): cell-cell adhesion
Cellular component (GO): cell-cell junction
Molecular function (GO): cell adhesion molecule binding
Source: RefSeq, a predicted model, not a curated record
UGAAUCAGAUUAAAUCGUUGAGCAAGGUUAGACGACUGUUGGACCUCCAUUGAUAGAGUCAUGUGGUAGUUUGUAUAUGGAUGAUUACUUAACAAUAAGCUGGUUUCACAUCCACACAAGCCAGGCCAGAGUAGGGGGAGGAAGGUGCUGGCUGAGGAAGGCGAGGAAGAGAACACUUGGACUGGUGACACCGAGGUCGCUCAAGAUGGCGCACUGGACAUGGAUCUGGCUGCUUACAGCUGUAUUCCUACCAGGUAAUAUUGAUGCCGCCACAUUAAGCAUCAGUGGAUCCACGCCCACGGCAGUAGCGUCAACGAGGGAAAUAAGAUUAACAUGCAGUUAUACACUCUCGACCAAUGAAACCGCCACCACAUUGACCUGGGAGGCCCCAGGUGGGGAAUCUGUUUUGACAUGGAACCUCUCAUCUACGCAUGCAACAACAAAAUCUCAUUGGACCUCCAGCACCUUCGGCACAAACGCAUCGGCAGUACUGCCCCCGAAUUACGUUACCACGACUUCGGGGGGCGUUUACAAAUGUCGGUUAAUUUCCACAUUGGGAACCGAGACUGAAACUCAAACGGUUACCAUUCAGUAUAAACCAACCGUGACACUGAACUUUGCUGGGAGCCACGACGUCAACGAAGGCAAACCCCUAUUUUUGACGUGCUCGGCAUUGGCUGUACCGACGGCAUCAAUAAAGUGGAAGAAAGGGUCAACAAAUCUGAGCGGAACCUCAGUGAAUAAGCCCAGUGCUGUACGAAGCGACGUGGGGACAUACACCUGCACGGCUACUAACAAUAUGAUCAGUGGAACAGGAACGGCGACGGCGACAGUAGCCGUCACCAUAAACUACCUAGACACCCCAAGUAUGUCUAUGACCGACACUACCGUGAAGGAGAACCAAACUAUCACCAUAUCAUGCAACGUUAGCAGCGUUCCAACUCCUACGCUAACUAUCAGGGGACCAGUCUCAAGUCAUAGAACACAAAACAGCAGAUCAGCCUACAGAACCUUCAGGGCCGGGUGUUCAGAUAAAGGAGCUCACCAGUGUCUUGCUACUAAUGCAAACUUUUCGUCACCAAAGACGACCGAGAAAACACUGCGUGUAUUGUGUAAGCCACGUCAGCAGUCUAGCAGUCUGAAGAAUGUGACAAAGAAGGUGAACGAGUCUGCAUUAUUCAGUGCCAACAUAAUAGCCGACCCUCUCCCUCAGUUCACGUGGAGCCACAAAGAUCUGGAUACUGGUCUCGUUACUAAAAUACAGAACAGCUCUGGUCAUUUUGAAAUAAUAAACAAUGAUUUGACGUCAUCCUUGAACGUCACAGUUCUAAACGCUGACGAUUACGCCGAGUAUAUUCUGGAGGUCAAGAAUGGAGAAGGGGAGACUACUCUGAAUUAUCGGCUUAGAUCUGAAACUGCACCAUUCCGAGUGAGCACCUUGAAAAAGGCUAACGCGACAACCGACUCCAUCACCGUGCUCUGGGCGUCGGCCUUCAAUGGAGGAGCAACACAACAGUAUUUCCUAGAGUACCAGACCACGGCGGACAGAGACAGUAGGGAGUGGACGCAGAAAACAUCUGAAAUUGAAGACCCUGGUCGGAAGAAAUUUGUGUAUGCCACCGUAUCAGACAUUCAUCCUGCUAGAACCUACACCUUUAGAAUAUUCUCAAAAAACGUUUUUGGGAAUAGUACACAUUCCAAUUAUAUCAACGUCACAACAUCAGAAGUACCACAGCAGUUAACGGUCGGGGCUGGAAUUGGAAUAGGCUUGGUAAUAAGCCUCCUUUUGGUAGCAAUAAUCGCUGGCUGCUUUGUGCUGUAUGUUAAAAAGAUUCGACCAAUGAGACGGAGGGCAACGGACAAAACUGACCUAAAGAUUAACAACCCAGAAUACGAUCCUCAAUCAGUGGACAAUCCAGACACGUCCAAUUAUUCUCACCUGGAGGUAAACACCCGUGUCAGGGAUUCGCCGGAGACAUAUGAUGACUUAAAUGGGGCUCCCGUAUACCAGAACUUCAACCGCGCACAAAAUAAUCCAGCAGAUGCCGUCUCGCCUGAUGUUUAUGAGAACGUCUCUCAUUUUAAAGAAGCUGAACAAGAGCCAAACAAAAAACACCCGAAAAAGAAAAAUAAGAAAGAGAAAAAAGGAAAAUCAAAAGACCGACGCGAGGCUUAUGAGAAUACCGCUGCACAUGGGUAUGCUUCUGUGCACGUCAAACAUAAGCAUCGGCGACGCCAAAACUCGAGGCCGAGCGCAUACCAAAAUACUGAAAUAAGAGGCUAUACAGAGGACCUCUACGCUAACUCAUGAUCAUCACUGGGUGAGAGGAAGAUGCCAAUUUCUUUCAAGUCAGAUGCCGAUAUUUUUGGUAACUUUGCAAUUACGGAUGUACUGUCAGUAUGCGAUAUUUGGUGUACUGUCAGUAAUAGUGGAUGUACUGUCAGUAUGUAAUUACGGAUGUGCUCUCAGUAUGAAAUAGUGGAUUGGAUGUGCUGUCAUCAGAUGCGAUAUAAUUGUUUUUAAGCUCCAAAAUCCGUUUGUCAGUCUAUGCAUACAAAGUAUGUACGCAUACUAAAUUAGAGUUGGUUUGUUGAUUUGUUGUUUAACGCCGCACUCAGCAAUAUUCCAGCUAUAUGACAGCGGUCUGUAAUUAAUCGAGUCUGGACCAGACAAUCCAGUGAUUAAUAUCAUGAGCAUCGAUCCAAGCAAUUGGGAUCGAUGACAUGCAUAAACCAAGUCAGCGGGCCUGACCACCCGAUCCCGUUAGUCGCCUUUUACGACAAGCAUAGUCACCUUUUACGGCAAGCAUAGUCACCUUUUACGACAAGCAUAGUCACCUUUACGGCAAGCAUAGUCACCUUUUACGACAAGCAUAGUCACCUUUACGGCAAGCAUGGGUUGCUGAAGACCAAUUCUACCCCGGAUCUUCACGGGUGACUAACCUAGAGGGCGGAGAGUAAUGCAUACACAUAUAAUGCAUGUCUAUUCACUGUAUCGAACGUGACAGGAUGGGUAGAAUGCAUGCUUCUGCUGCAGUGCAAACUUAUAACGUUAUAGUACAACAAUAAAAGAAACAAUGUUCAUUAUUUAUCACCAGGCGGAACAGCAAGGGGACGUGACAGCAGUUGUGACAUUCACGGUUACCUCCCCUGUUUACAUACACUCGAUGAAUAUUAUAUGUUCCAUAUUUCUUCUUGAGUGCUUUUCUAUUUACGUGAUACUCAUCUAGUCCUUUUACGUUUUUGUUUGUUUGCUUGAUUGUUUGUUGUUUAACGCCGCAGUUAGCAAUAUUCCAGCUAUAUGACGGCGGUCUGUAAAUAAUCGAGUCUGGACCAGACAAUCCAGAGAUUGACAUCAUGAGCAUCGAUCUACGCAAUUGGGAUACGAUGACAGAUAGCCUGACCACCCGAUCCUGUUAGUCGCCUCUUACGACAAGCAUGGUCGCCUGUUACGGCAAGUAUGGGUUGCAAAAAAGGCAAAAUCUCGGUGAAAAAGUCUAAAACCACAGUGGAUAUAUAUAUAUAUAUAUAUAUAUAUAUAUAUAUAUAUAUCAGAUCCCCUGCAACUGUGGCCACCAAUACAUUUAAGAAACCCUGAGACCCCCCAAUACCUGAUUCAAAGAACAUCAGACCUCUGUUUGCAAACUAAACCUGAAAACCGCUAAUACACUGUGGGGCACUGCUAAGUAAAAUCAAAUCUUUUACUCCGAUACGAUCCCCAUGUGCGUGACGUUCACAGGAAUACCUUCAUGGGACCUGAUGUUAAUGAGAUUGGAUAUAGUUCACAGCAACCACUGGAUUGUUUACGGGCCGCCGUCAAAUAGUUACAAUAUGAUAUAAACAUAUUUAUUUCCAUAAAGUGGAGGGAUUGGCAAACAAGCAAAUGAUGCUUAUCUGAAUGCCUCUCCCAAACAUGAUACACACACACACAAUACAAUGUAUUCACAGUGACAUGAGAAAUAGCAUACAUUAUAUAUAUAUGACAUUAAAGAUAAGUAUUGUUCUGUAAGUGUUUAAUUACUGGAUUAUUUUUCAUAACUACAGUUACGUUAUUAUUUACAUCCAGCACAACAACAUCACAGUAUUAUAUAGCAAAGCCAACAUCUCAGACAAAAUCUCUAAAUCGGCAAGAAGAUAGAAUAAAAGUGUGCACUGAUUUCAAAAUUUCAAGAUUUGUUACUGUCGUUAAAUGUGAAUUACCAUUUAGAAUUUAACUUAACGAAUUUUUACGAAAAAAUACAUAUUUUGCCUUACUGUACCGUUUAAGUACACUAGUACAAUAGUUACAGUAUUGCUGACUGGCGCGAAAAUCCACAAACAAACAAAAACAUUUUUAUUUCUUUUAUCGCCGACUUCACGAAAUAAAUUACUAUGUUGUGGCUUAAACGCUUCAAACGAUUCAUGUAUUUGAGCACAACAGGACAGGUGAAUGCGUAAUUAAAUGCAACCACGACACAUUCCAUGUAAACACGUUUACUGAUAAAGAAUGACAUGACAGCCUUGUAAAUAUAUGCAGAAUUAUGUAAAAAUCUGAAUAUUUUUGCUUGUUAAUUUGUUGUUGCAAUAAAAUGUUUUAUCACGUA